Xenopus laevis (African clawed frog) is the source of this 2354-nucleotide messenger RNA. RefSeq names its product endothelin-3 L homeolog (gene edn3.L). The record is from RefSeq and is a predicted model, not a curated record. The transcript is spliced from 6 exons. Lineage: Eukaryota; Metazoa; Chordata; Amphibia; Anura; Pipidae. The coding region runs from base 625 to 1230 and encodes 201 amino acids.
CUACUGACACCUGUGCUGCUAGACUGUAAGCUCUUGUGCUUAGCUCAUUGCAUAUACAGUGUCUUGUAUUUGGGUUAAUAUCAUUCCAGCUGGAAUAGUUUGAGUAUCAGUCACUGGGCCUGGGCUGUGUUUGUCUGUGAGGUUUGUGCCUGGAGCAGCUGAGAUUCUGGCAGAGAGCCAGUCCCUUCACACCUGCUCCAUGUUCCUUGGCUUGUGCCUCACACCUCCACAUUCCUCCUCCUGGAGCCAAAAAGAGAGAAAGCAAAAUGCUGGUGUCAGUGAUAAGUGGGAGCAAUUGAUCUCCACUGAGCGCGGAAGCUGCUGAUCGCUCGCUGCGGCCUGUGGGUGGCGCCUGACUCCUCCGGCCUGACUUUAAAGCAGCCGACUGUGCGAGCGUUUUGCAGUCGCUGCAGCUGCAGGAUUAUCUCCCUUCCUACUGACAAGUCUGCUCCCUCCAAGGGCUCUCCCUGGUCGCUGCCCCACACCAGCAGGAAUGUAUCAACCUGGUCAUCUCUGAACCCCAAGGAUUAUUUGAAAGAACCCCUUUAUUUUUUUGGGGGUAAAAAGAGAAGGAAGUUUAAUUUCUUGUUCUAUGCAGAGUUUGCUGCUUCUCAUUGGGGGUUCAUGGAGCUCAGAGCAUUGAUUCUGCUGGGGAUUAUUGUUACCUCCAACACAGGUUUUGCUGUUGUGUCUCUGCCCCAACCACCGGGGGGCAAACUGUUAAACCAGUUACUAAAGGAAGGAGCAAGGAAAGGGAGUCGAGGGGAGAAGGAAUCUGAGACCAACCCCCUCCAGCCUACAGGGUCUGUGCCUUUGGGUACAGCAUCUCCAGGACCCCAAGGGACUCCAAUUCCUGGAUAUGAGCAGAGGAGCCGCACCUCACAUCUGCCCGGGGAUUCUGGGGGAGCCCACAGGAGAGAUCGGCGUUGCACCUGUUAUACAUACAAGGACAAGGAAUGCGUAUACUACUGUCAUCUGGAUAUCAUAUGGAUCAACACCCCUGAGCGAGUAGUUCCUUAUGGACUUUCCAACUACAGAGGGAAGCGUUCCGCAGUGAGAAGGAGCCGGAGUUCCGAGCCCAGGUCAAGGUGUUCAUGUGAAGACAUCGGUGACCGUCAAUGUGUCUACUUCUGCUCCACCACUGAGAACAGGAGAAGGGAUCAGACCUCAGCAGUCUGGACACAGAAGGACAGCAUAUUAGACCAGAAGAGAUUACUUGCUGAAGCCUGAGACCAGUGGGAACCUACAACACAGGUUUGGAGAAGUCACUUAGGAGCCGUGAUUUACAGAGACAAUUGUGAUUAAUGUUGCAGAACAGAACUGUAGGCUGAAACCGCAGACGCACGCAGAUCCUGCUAGCCAUCGAGCAUUCGGCGAAGGCUUACGAGCCAUGCGAAUAUAUUAUUUUACCACUAUGUCCUUACCUCAUAUAUGGUAUUAAUGCACAGGAAUAAAAAAAAACAUGAUUUAUUAGAGAAGAUUAAAACAAAUAUACAGUAUAUAUUAAUAAUAUGUUCAGGGACCCAAAACAACGCUGGUUCCUGAUGAAGAAAAUCAACUGAGCCACAUGGUGCCCAAAAAGGGUGCUCUUAUACACUGCAAACUGCUCCAAACUCACCAAUAUCAACAGACAGAGCCCAAGCAAGAGGCAAAUCUCAUUGGGAAAUGAACCUCUACCGGCACCAGUUUGCCACAUAAGCUCUCACUCAACCAAAGCUUCACUUCACGUACCCAACCCACUUUGCCUAACUUCUCCCCCUGCUUGAAAAGGGUGAAGAAAUGCAAUUACUUUCUGCAAUUGAUACAGAAUACCUACCACUGAGCUUGACAUCCACACUUAAGCCGCAGAGCUGUGGACCCCAGAUGGAAGCAAAAAAAACUCUUUCAUUUGAAGGCUUGAACAAUAUUAAUAGGCAUCGCUUGCUGAAGCUGAAGCAGAAACCAACAAGCCUCGUCCACCCAACAAGCAGGGUCUGUGAAAAGAGAAGUGUUAACUAAACAUUGAGGAAAAAACUGAAUUAAAAAAGUGUUAAAAUAAUUAUAGAAAAAAAAAUGCAGAAAAUCCUUGGUCUCCUGUAUUUAUGUAUUCAACGUGUAUAGUGAUUUAUAAUAACGUUAUAUUCCAAGGAAUCCAUCUAACACCGCUUCUGAUAUACAUCUUUCCUAAGAGAAUUAUGACUGAUAAACAUAUAUUUUUUUUGUUUCCAAGCGUUAUGAAGAGCUGCGUAUUUUUAAAUAUGCUUUUAACAAGUCUAUAAGCGUGAAGAAUUUUUCCUCUUACAUUUGAAAAAAAACUUGGGGGUUUAUUUAUCAAAGUCCGAAUCUAUCUCAAUAUUUUCUGCUACAAACUCCAA